GUCAACGUCUCUCGCGUUCUUCCCCCACCACGACCAACCGCAACCAUGUCUGACGAUGAGAUGAACAUUGACGAUGUGGCCUCCGGAGGCGCCGUCCGCCGCAGGGGCCGUGGCUUCCAGACUUCCAGGGGAGGCGGUGACUCGCAAGUCGGAGGGACCGAUCACACCUACGAUCGCGUCGAGUCGACGAAGGAGACGGAUACCAGGGCCCAGCGAUCCGUCGAAGGAUGGAUCAUCAUGGUCACCAACGUGCACGAAGAGGCUACUGAGGAGGACGUGAAUGACAAGUUUGCGGAGUACGGCGAGAUUAAGAACAUGCAUUUGAACCUCGACCGUCGGACGGGUUAUGUGAAGGGAUACGCGCUCGUGGAGUACGAGACGAUGGCAGAGGCGCAGGCUGCGAUCGACGGCGCCUCGGGCUCUUCCCUUCUGGAGCAGGUCAUUCAAUGUGACUACGCCUUCAUCCGUCCCCCACCUACUGGCCCUCGGCGCAAUGCUCGCGGUCGUAGCGCAAGCCCUACGCGUCGCCGCUAGUGCACUAUCUGCCCCUGCUCUUCGCUCUCUUUCGAUAGAAGCCAAAGGAGCCUCAUCCGCGUUCGCGCUCCUGUACUGAAGAUGUAAUAUAUUUUGCUAUUGUCAAGAAUAUGUCUUUGAAGGCCUAGGGAUACAUUAGUAUUGCCCUUGAGAGCCAUGGUCCCCUCCUCGAGCCCCCG
Molecule: messenger RNA, 713 nt
Organism: Schizophyllum commune H4-8
Lineage: Eukaryota; Fungi; Basidiomycota; Agaricomycetes; Agaricales; Schizophyllaceae
Product: RNA-binding domain-containing protein
Exons: 5
Coding region: 46-534 (162 amino acids)
Biological process (GO): RNA splicing
Cellular component (GO): exon-exon junction complex; cytoplasm; nucleus
Molecular function (GO): mRNA binding
Source: RefSeq, a predicted model, not a curated record